UUGUUAGGCAAGAUAACUCUGUAAGUCCUCUCUAGCAGCUAUGAGGGGAGGGGACGUGCCAUGCUAGCCACGGCAUGGGUUAGUAGAAGUCUAUAAAUGACACAAUGGGAGACUUCGCAGACACACACAUAGUACAUCCAUACUUUAUCACCUGUAACAAGAAGAAAAAGUCAUUACAGUGAUGUCACAAAGAUAUGAAUGGGGAUAUGGCCCUGCCAACGGUCCUGACAUGUGGCCAGACUACUUUCCGCUUUCUAAAGGAGAAAGUCAGUCUCCUAUUGAGCUUCAUACACGGUAUAUCAAACAUGAUGGAAGCCUACGACCAUGGAACCACACUUAUCAUCCAUCAUCGUCUCUAACAAUCGUCAAUGAUGGUAACACUGUUAAGGUGGUGUUUGAUGACUCUUCAGACAAAUCAGUGAUAAAAGAUGGUCCUCUGCGUGGAACCUACAGACUACGGCUACUGCAGUUUCAUUGGGGUUCUUCUGAUGACCAAGGAUCUGAACAUGUUAUAGAUGGCUUAAGAUAUGCUGGAGAGAUUCAGUUUGUGCACUGGAAUUCAAAAUAUAACAACAUUACAGAAGCCAAGAAAAACCCAGAUGGGGUGGCUAUAAUCUCAGUGUUCCUAAAGAUAGGGAAAGCCAAACCACAACUGAAACUGAUUUUAGAGGCACUGGACUGUAUUAUGACAAAGGGGAAGAAGGCUCAUUUCACAGACUUUGACCCUUCCGUUCUAUUCCCUACAUGCCAUGAGUACUGGACAUAUCAAGGGUCCUUCACAACUCCUCCAUGUGAGGAAUGUGUCACCUGGUUGCUUCUGAGAGAACCGAUCACAAUCAGCCCAGAACAGAUGGAGAAAUUUCGGAACCUCUUCUUCAGUAUGGCAUGUGAGGUCCCUCUGAAGAUGGUGAACAACUAUCGCCCCACCCAACCGCUGAAUGGAAGGGAAGUCAGGGCAUCCUUUGAUUAAAUCUUUCAUUGAUCUGCAAUAUAAUGACAUUAACAAUACAAAGAAGAACAUAUCUUUCUGCAUUAAUAUCUAUUAAAUGACAAAGAUGCUGAAACAUAAUACAUCAUUCUUGCAUAUGGCUGUUCUCAAACAUUUACAAGGGUUUUUGGCUGAUAUGAGUGAAAAUGUGUCUUUCAAGGUAAAAACAGGGCAAUAAUUUAUAGUAAAAAAAGGAACCGUUUUGUAUUGUGCAAUACAUGAAAUGACACUAGUGUGGUUUUAUUUAUUUACAAUGUAUUUGCACAUUUUGAAUUUUGAAAUAAUAUAAUUU
Messenger RNA from Rana temporaria (common frog), 1280 nucleotides. RefSeq names its product carbonic anhydrase 3 (gene CA3). Gene Ontology annotation, cellular component: cytoplasm. NCBI's taxonomy places the organism in Eukaryota, Metazoa, Chordata, Amphibia, Anura, Ranidae. Gene Ontology annotation, molecular function: zinc ion binding; carbonate dehydratase activity. The transcript is spliced from 7 exons. The coding region runs from base 182 to 970 and encodes 262 amino acids. The record is from RefSeq and is a predicted model, not a curated record.